Nomascus leucogenys (northern white-cheeked gibbon) is the source of this 1300-nucleotide messenger RNA. It is a transcript of the gene FXN, whose product is annotated as frataxin. The annotation marks the transcript as partial. The record is from RefSeq and is a predicted model, not a curated record. Gene Ontology annotation, cellular component: mitochondrion. Lineage: Eukaryota; Metazoa; Chordata; Mammalia; Primates; Hylobatidae. Gene Ontology annotation, molecular function: ferroxidase activity; ferrous iron binding; ferric iron binding. The transcript has 5 exons. Gene Ontology annotation, biological process: iron incorporation into metallo-sulfur cluster; intracellular iron ion homeostasis.
UUUACAGGGCUUAACUCAUUUUAUCCUUACCACAAUCCUAUGAAGUAGGAACUUUUAUAAAACGCAUUUUAUAAACAAGGCACAGAGAAGUUAAUUAACUUGCCCUCUGGUCACACAGCUAGGAAGUGGGCAGAGUACAGAUUUACACAAGGCAUCUGUCUCCUGGCCCCACACACCCAACUGCUGUUAACCCACACCGGCGGCCAAGCAGCCUCAAUUCUGCAUGCACCCACUUCCCAGCAAGACAGCAGCUCCCAAGUUCCUCCUGUUUAGAAUUUUUGAAGCGGCAGGUCACCAGGCUGCAGUCUCCCUGGGGUCAGGGGUCCUGGCUGCACUCUGUGCUUUGCACGAAGCAGGCUCUCCAUUUUUGUUAAAUGCACGAAUAGUGCUAAGCUGGGAAGUUCUUCCUGAGGUCUAACCUCUGGCUGUUUCCCCACAGAAGAGUGCCUGCGGCCAGUGGCCACCAGGGGUCGCCGCAGCACCCCGCGCUGGAGGGCGGAGCUGGCGGGAGCCUCGGAGCAGCAUGUGGACCCUCGGACGCCGCGCAGUAGCCGGCCUCCUGGCGUCCCCCAGCCCGGCCCAGGCCCAGACCCUCAUCCGGGCCCCGCGGCCGGCAGAGCUGGCCCCACUGUGCGGCCGCCGAGGCCCGCGGACCGGCAUCGAUGCGACCUGCACGCCCCGCCACGCCAGUUCGAACCUCCAUGGCCUCAACCAGAUUUGGAAUGUCAAAAAGCAGAAUGUCUAUUUGAUGCAUUUGAGGAAAUCUGGAACUUUGGGCCGCCCAGGCUCUCUAGAUGAGACCACCUAUGAAAGACUAGCAGAGGAAACGCUGGACUCUUUAGCAGAGUUUUUUGAAGACCUUGCAGACAAGCCAUACACGUUUGAGGACUAUGAUGUUUCCUUUGGGAGUGGCGUCUUAACUGUUAAACUGGGUGGAGAUCUAGGAACCUACGUGAUCAACAAGCAGACGCCAAACAAGCAAAUCUGGCUAUCUUCUCCAUCCAGGUAUUGGCGGCAAGACGGCAGCUCCCAGCGGGGGAUGGAGGCCGAGUCAGUCUGCUGGUCGCUGGAGGCCAGGACGCUGCGCCACAAAGCCGACCCGCUCCGGGCCCGCACCACCAGGGGGCUCUCCCCGCUCCCGGCCUACUGCCCACACAGACUGCGGGGUUCCGGGGGAGCAGGACCCAGGCCUCCCGCGCCUGUCUUCUUGGAAGAAGGAGGCCGGAGCGUGGGAGCGCCGUGUAGCUGUGCCUGCAAAGGCACAGGAUUCCGCGGGAAGAUCCCGCAGCUUCGGGCCGUC